AUGUCUGAAGGAUGUAAUGUGGAUACCAGGCCGAGCAUUAAAGCUGCAAAUAGGUUUACACCCAGCGAGACCACUUCCAAGUCAAACGGAAAUCAAGAGCUCGAAAAACACGUAAGCUCAACGAAUUUUCCGCCAAAAGGGACAAACCAAUCGAACGCAAACACCUUUGGCACAAAUAUCAAUAAAAACCGACACCUUCCACCACCUCCAGCAUCCUCGCAGCAUCAACAACUGGCGAAUCCUGAAAUCCCCACUGAUUCAGCAGACACGCCUAACCAGCUAUUAUCGCACCCUCCCGGGCAGAUGCAUCCAGAUCAACAGUACCAGCAUCAGUUACGAUCUGUCCCCUCAUGUAUGGCUGGAAAUUCCAAAGAGCCAGGCCUUCGGAGUCGACAGGACUUACACGCGCCCCAGACAAUAGAAACACAGGACGGUGCCGAAAAGCGACGGCACCAACAAAGAUGUGGUGUUGUUAAGUGUGAGAUUGACACCUCGCGGCCGGAACCAGUGGUACGACAUCAUGUGGAUGUAAGAUAA
Molecule: messenger RNA, 537 nt
Organism: Protopolystoma xenopodis
Lineage: Eukaryota; Metazoa; Platyhelminthes; Monogenea; Polystomatidea; Polystomatidae
Source: the annotation of a GenBank genome assembly